AUGGGCUAUAACCGACCACGUUUUCCAAUUCCAAACGAUUUGAGGCUCCAUGAACAACUUCCAAUUAAUAAUCAAAGCCCAACAUUGCCUGAUUCAAAUACUAUGGGUGCUUCUAUUUUCGAGACUCCAAUUUCUACCAAACCACCCUUGGACAUUUUCCAAAAGAAAUUGCAUGAAGUCAAUCUGCCAAAAAAUUUUGUCAAAAUUAAUAACAAUAAAGCAGUUGAAACAAACAAGUUUUACGGGAAUAUGUUUUUAGAUAGACAAGACAAUCCUGUUUGGACACACCCCUAUUCUAUUUGGUGGUCUAGAGAUAAUUUCCAAGGUAUGGCUGUCUCUCAUAUUAAAAAAGAACAAAGAGUUUUUGGACCACCUGAUGCCGGCGAUCCAGCCCAAUAUUAUUUCAGUCCCACGGGAAUUAAGUCUUUUGUUUUCAGUUAUGCAGAGGAUAUUAAUUCUAUGGAACUUGGAUUUGAAAAUGCCAGGCACAUGUCUAUUGAAACCAAAUUGAUGAAAUCUGAAAAUGAAUACAUACGUUUCCCACUCAUACAGGGUAUGGGAUUUGUUACUGCGAUCUAUUAUAACUUGACCCCAAAAUUUUAUUCUCAGGUCGGUUUUAGAGAUAUCCAAGCAAUGCCACCUCCACGUGCUGGAAUGCAAAAAUAUAAGCUAUUGUUGGAAAACAAUGUCUCAUGGAAUUUGUACAUAUCAAGUUCAGACACUGAAAUAACCUUAACUAGGGUAGAUGGUAACACUUUGGUAGCAAACAAAUUUUGUAACAAGGCAGUUUUUCAAAUUGUUGCUGACACAAUAGCUGAGAUCGAUAAUGCUGCAGGGUGUUAUCCAGUGGAUGUUAAUUUGAAUGGAUCAGUGGCAUCAGAUAUAGGUUUGGGACAAUACAGUUUUGUGUAUGUAGUGGAGGGAAAUUCAAACAGUGGAUGUAGUUUACUUUAUGCUUUGCCGCAUCAUCUUUCUACAUUCACACAAGGCACGUUAUCUAAAAUAAUUCCCACUCAAUUAGAUUCAACAACUUAUGGCUUGAUGCAAGGUCUUAUAACCAAUAUUUUGCAAUUACAGGUGGAAACUCCUUCUGAUAUUCUAUUUGCUCCUAAACGUAGUACAUUUAAUGGUGGGACUGAAUCUGCAAAAUACUCCCCCGAUGUUUUAAGUUCUAUUUCUAAGGCCGCAACUCUAGAAGUUGAAACAUCAAAUGUUUUGGCUGAAACAAAUUUAGAUUCAAUGUAUUUCAGUGGGAAAGCUUUAGCUAAAUAUGCUUGGAUAUUAUACUCAUGUUACUAUGUAUUGGAAGAUUUAACCUUGACCAAAAAAUUAUUACCAGAAUUGGAGACAGCAUUGCAAAAAUUUAUUGAAAACAAACAAAUUCUACCGUUACAGUAUGAUACUACGUGGGGCGGUUUAGUUUCAUCUGGAACAAAUGCUCAAGAUUUUGGAAACUCCUAUUAUAAUGACCAUCAUUUCCAUUAUGGUUAUCAUAUUAUUACAGCAGCAAUUAUUGGACAGAUAGAAAAAGAAUUAUCUGGAAAUUCUAAUUGGUUGCUAACGAAUAAGGACUGGGUGGAAUGCUUGUUGAGAGAUUAUGCCAAUCCAAAUAUAAAUGACGACUUUUUCCCUGUAUUCAGAUCCUUUGAUUGGUUUGGCGGGCAUUCUUGGGCCAAAGGGUUAUUUGCAAGCGGGGAUGGCAAGGAUCAAGAAUCCAGUUCAGAAGAUGCAAAUGCUGCUUAUGCAAUUAAGUUAUGGGGUCAUGUAACAAACAAUGAAAACUUACAAAACAUCGGUGAUUUAAUGUUGGGGAUUAUGAAAGUAUCAUUUAAUGACUAUUUCCUAUAUACAGACGAUAACAAAGUAGAACCACCUAAUUUUAUUAAAAACAAGGUUAGUGGGAUUUUUUUUGAAAACAAAAUAGAUCAUACCACUUAUUUUGGCACCAAUAUCGAAUACAUACAGAUGAUUCAUGCUAUACCUAUAAUUCCAUGCUCUUCUUUUAUCAGGUCUCCAGAAUUUGUUAGACAAGAGUAUGAAGAAAAGUUGGCACCAGUUGUCAACAAUAUAAAUGAUGGUUGGAAGGGUAUAGUGAUGUUGAAUUUGGCAUUAUAUGAUCCAAAAGCAAGUUUUGCAUUUUUUAAUACACCGAAUUUUAAUCGUGGUUAUUUAGAUGGUGGUCAAAGUUUGACUUGGUCCUUGGUUUAUUCUGGCGGAUUCGUUUAG
Saccharomycodes ludwigii is the source of this 2226-nucleotide messenger RNA. RefSeq names its product endo-1,3(4)-beta-glucanase (gene ACF2). Bases 1 to 2226 code for a protein of 741 amino acids. Gene Ontology annotation, molecular function: endo-1,3(4)-beta-glucanase activity; glucan endo-1,3-beta-D-glucosidase activity. Lineage: Eukaryota; Fungi; Ascomycota; Saccharomycetes; Saccharomycodales; Saccharomycodaceae. Gene Ontology annotation, cellular component: cell surface. The record is from RefSeq and is a predicted model, not a curated record. The transcript has a single exon.